AUGUAAUUUAUAUUAAUAUUGGUUCUCGCACUUACAACACUAUCAUAAUCGACCGAUUACGCUUUAUUCAUCAAAAAUUCAAACUCUUAAGCUUGGGAAAGAAUAGGGGAGAUGAAAGUAUCUAGAUCCAAUUUUUAAAAUGCCCAGAUCAACUUAAAUUAAAAUAGACAGCAAAUAGUAGAUCGCAAAAAAAUUAAUGAAGUAAUAUAUACAGUGUCUAAUUAAGAAUACUUAUGUUUUAUUGAAAUUGCAGAAUUUGCAGGAUGAAAAAUCUUAUAUUGCGCAUAUAGAUGGGAAAUAAUUAUCACUUUUUAAUUAGAAAUCCAAUUAUUAAGAAAUAAUUACUUUAGUUUUAUCAAACAAUGAUUUAUUAUCUUUUGAUUAUGGAUUAAAACCUGUAAGGAAAAAUGUCGAAACCUAUAUCCAAGUUUAAGUUAAAGAUUUGGAAGUAGCCCCCCAAGGAUUAGUACCACAAUUUGAUGAAAAAAUUCCUGAAGAAGAAGAAUAAAAACCUUAGGGAAUUUUUGGAUUAAUUUUAUAAUAUGUAAGUACCUCUUCUAUCCUUAGAAAUGGUAUAUCAUUAUUGGAUUUUUUGUAUUUUUCCUAACUUCACAAGCUGAUCCCUAAAAGUUAAAUGAAACUGUUCAAUAAGCAUAAGAAUAAGCAUAGGCAUAAGCAUAAAGAAGAAAAAAUAAAUGAG
Messenger RNA from Paramecium octaurelia, 700 nucleotides. The record is from the annotation of a GenBank genome assembly. Lineage: Eukaryota; Ciliophora; Oligohymenophorea; Peniculida; Parameciidae.